Alexandromys fortis (reed vole) is the source of this 9304-nucleotide messenger RNA. It is a transcript of the gene Eml5, whose product is annotated as EMAP like 5. Gene Ontology annotation, molecular function: microtubule binding. The record is from RefSeq and is a predicted model, not a curated record. Bases 359 to 6283 code for a protein of 1974 amino acids. Lineage: Eukaryota; Metazoa; Chordata; Mammalia; Rodentia; Cricetidae. The transcript is spliced from 44 exons.
CUUGAGCGCCGCAGGUGACCCCGGCGGGGAGCCGGGCGCGCGGGGCCGGCUGAGAAGCGGCGGGCCCCCCGGGCUUGGGUCGUCUUUCCGCCUAGACACAGGGCUGAGGAGACGCGCGGCGAGCUCCGAGACGCUCGAGGCUCCCUGACGGCCGGCGGGGCUAGCGGCCCUCGGCAUGUUCGGUGAGGCGAGGCUUUUCCUCCCGCCCGUGGGCUGAGACGGCGGCGGCCACACGAGCGAGAUGCACCUGCCGGGCUCGGCUUAGAGGAGCGUCCGGGCCGCCAGCGGGAGAGCUUUGGUCGUCCAGAGCCGGCGGCGACCGCGGGCCCGAACCGCAGCGACGGGUGGGCGCCCCGACAUGGCGGCCCGGAGCGCCCCGAGCUGCCACCUGCGGCUCGAGUGGGUGUACGGCUACCGGGGCCACCAGUGCCGCAACAACCUCUACUACACCGCCGCCAAGGAGAUUGUGUACUUCGUGGCGGGGGUCGGCGUGGUGUACAGCCCCCGGGAGCAUCGGCAGAAGUUCUACCGCGGCCACAGCGACGACAUCAUCAGUCUUGCACUACAUCCUGAGCGAGUGUUGGUAGCAACAGGACAAGUUGGGAAAGAGCCAUACAUCUGUGUUUGGGAUUCUUACACUGUUCAGACCGUGUCUGUUCUGAAGGAUGUUCAUACACAUGGUAUAGCUUGUUUAGCAUUCGACUUGGAUGGACAGCGCUUGGUUUCAGUUGGACUCGAUUCAAAGAAUGCAGUUUGUGUUUGGGACUGGAAAAGGGGGAGAAUGUUGUCUAUGGCUCCUGGUCACACUGACAGAAUAUUUGAUAUCUCUUGGGAUUUGUACCAGCCAAAUAAACUUGUCAGCUGUGGUGUAAAGCAUAUCAAGUUCUGGAGUUUGUGUGGAAAUGCUCUGACCCCCAAACGAGGAGUUUUUGGUAAAACAGGUGAUCUGCAGACAAUAUUGUGCCUAGCCUGUGCUCGGGAUGAAUUAACAUAUUCUGGUGCACUCAAUGGAGAUAUAUAUGUUUGGAAAGGAAUCAAUCUUAUACGAACAAUACAAGGAGCCCAUACUGCGGGAAUUUUUAGUAUGAAUGCUUGUGAAGAAGGCUUUGCUACUGGUGGCAGAGAUGGCUGUAUUCGUCUUUGGGAUUUAACUUUUAAACCAAUUACUGUGAUUGAUCUCAGGGAAACAGACCAAGGAUACAAAGGUUUGUCUGUGAGGAGUGUUUGUUGGCGAGGUGACCACAUUUUAGUUGGAACACAGGACAGUGAAAUUUUUGAAAUUGUUGUGCAUGAAAGAAAUAAACCUUUCCUACUUAUGCAAGGGCAUUGUGAAGGUGAACUUUGGGCACUUGCUGUUCAUCCUACUAAACCUUUGGCCGUGACUGGAAGUGAUGAUCGUUCAGUCAGGAUUUGGAGCCUUGUAGAUCAUGCUUUAAUAGCAAGAUGUAAUAUGGAAGAACCGAUUCGCUGUGCUGCUGUCAAUGUAGAUGGAAUCCAUCUUGCCCUUGGAAUGAAGGACGGGUCAUUCACUGUCCUUAGAGUCAGAGAUAUGACUGAAGUUGUACAUAUUAAAGACAGGAAAGAGGCAAUCCAUGAGCUGAAAUACUCUCCAGAUGGCACUUACCUUGCUGUUGGCUGCAAUGACAGCUCAGUUGACAUCUAUGGCGUUGCUCAGCGUUACAAAAAAGUUGGUGAAUGUGUUGGUUCACUUAGCUUCAUCACUCAUCUGGACUGGUCUUCAGAUAGUAGAUAUUUACAGACAAAUGACGGCAGUGGAAAGCGGCUUCUGUACAGGAUGCCAGGAGGAAAGGAAGUGACAAGUAAAGAAGAAAUAAAAGGUGUUCACUGGGCUUCAUGGACAUGUGUUUCAGGCCUUGAAGUCAAUGGGAUUUGGCCCAAGUAUUCUGAUAUCAAUGAUAUAAAUUCAGUGGAUGGAAAUUAUGUUGGCCAGGUUUUAGUUACAGCUGAUGACUAUGGAGUUGUAAAAUUAUUUCGAUAUCCAUGCUUAAGAAAAGGGGCCAAGUUUAGAAAAUAUAUUGGUCAUUCAGCUCAUGUAACUAAUGUCAGAUGGUCACAUGAUUAUCAGUGGGUUAUUUCUAUUGGUGGAGCUGAUCACUCUGUGUUUCAGUGGAAGUUUAUUCCUGAAAGAAAAUUAAAAGAUGCUCUUCACAUAGCACCCCAAGAAAGUCUGGCUGAGUCCAAUAGUGAUGAAUCAGAUUCAGAUCUAUCUGAUGUUCCGGAACUGGAUUCUGAGAUUGAGCAAGAGACACAGCUUACUUACCACCGGCAGGUUUACAAAGAAGAUCUACCUCAGCUUAAAGAACAAUGCAAAGAAAAACAGAAAAGUGCUACUUCUAAACGAAGAGAACGUGCUCCUGGAAAUAGUAUUCGACUGCACUUCAUUCAUGGUUACAGAGGUUAUGACUGUCGAAGUAAUCUUUUCUAUACUCAAAUUGGUGAAAUUGUGUACCAUGUGGCAGCAGUAGGUGUCAUCUAUAAUAGACAACAGAACACACAGCGUUUUUACCUGGGUCAUGAUGAUGACAUUCUGUGCCUGGCUAUUCAUCCUUUGAAGGAUUAUGUGGCCACAGGCCAGGUAGGUAGAGAUCCCUCGAUUCACGUAUGGGAUACAGAAACCAUUAAACCAUUGUCUAUAUUAAAGGGCUACCACCAAUAUGGCAUCUGUGCAGUUGAUUUCUCAGCUGAUGGGAAACGCCUAGCUUCAGUUGGAAUAGAUGACAGCCAUACCAUUGUCCUGUGGGACUGGAAGAAAGGGGAGAAACUUUCAGUGGCAAGAGGCAGUAAAGAUAAGAUUUUUGUUGUGAAGAUGAACCCCUAUGUGUCUGAUAAACUAAUUACAGCUGGGAUUAAACACAUGAAGUUUUGGCGUAGAGCAGGGGGAGGAUUAAUUGGAAGAAAAGGCUACACAGGCUCUCUGGGGAAAAGUGACACAAUGAUGUGUGCGGUGUAUGGAUGGACUGAAGAGAUGGCCUUUUCUGGAACAUCCACAGGAGAUGUGUGCAUCUGGAGAGAUGUCUUUCUUGUAAAAACAGUUAAAGCCCAUGAUGGGCCAGUGUUCAGUAUGCAUGCAUUGGAGAAAGGAUUUGUAACUGGAGGAAAAGACGGUGUAGUAGCCCUUUGGGAUGAUUCCUUUGAAAGAUGUCUUAAGACCUAUGCUAUAAAAAGAGCUGAUUUAGCCCCAGGAUCUAAAGGUCUGCUCUUGGAAGAUAACCCAUCUAUACGUGCCAUAUCAUUAGGACAUGGUCAUAUUUUAGUUGGCACAAAGAAUGGUGAAAUAUUAGAAGUGGAUAAAAGUGGCCCAAUAACACUUUUGGUCCAGGGACACAUGGAAGGAGAGGUGUGGGGUUUGGCCACACAUCCUUAUCUGCCCAUCUGCGCUACUGUAAGUGAUGAUAAAACUUUAAGAAUAUGGGAUCUCUCUCCUAGUCAUUGUAUGUUGGCAGUCCGGAAACUGAAAAAGGGUGGGAGGUGCUGCUGCUUUUCUCCUGACGGAAAAGUUUUAGCUGUAGGUCUCAAUGAUGGAAGCUUCUUAAUGGCAAAUGCAGACACUCUAGAGGAUCUCGUGUCCUUUCACCACAGAAAAGAUAUUAUUUCAGAUAUCCAGUUUUCACCUGGUUCUGGGAAAUACCUAGCCGUGGCAUCCCACGACAGCUUUAUAGAUAUAUACAAUGUGAUGAGCAGUAAACGAGUGGGCAUCUGCAAAGGAGCCACCAGCUACAUAACCCACAUUGACUGGGACUCCAGAGGAAAGCUUUUACAGGUCAACACUGGUGCUAAAGAGCAGUUAUUCUUUGAAGCUCCCAGAGGAAAAAAACAAAGUAUCCCUAGUACAGAGGUGGAAAAAAUUAGUUGGGCCUCAUGGACAAGUGUCCUUGGUUUAUGUUGUGAGGGAAUUUGGCCGAUAAUUGGAGAAGUCACAGAUGUAACUGCCUCUUGUCUUACCAGUGACAAAAUGGUCCUAGCCACAGGAGAUGAUUUAGGAUUCGUGAAACUGUUUAGAUACCCAGCUAAAGGAAAAUUUGGAAAGUUUAAGAAGUAUGUGGCUCACAGCACACAUGUCACAAAUGUUCGCUGGACUUAUGAUGACAGCAUGCUGGUUACCCUAGGAGGUGCAGAUAUGUCUUUAAUGGUGUGGACAAACGAAGUGGAGAGCUAUCGAGAAAAAAAGUCUUGUGAUAGUGAAGAAUCUGAUAUAGAUUCUGAAGAAGAUGGAGGCUAUGACAGUGAUGUGACAAGAGAGAAUGAAAUCAGUUACACCAUCAGAGCCUUAUCAACCAAUAUCCGCCCAAUGCUUGGAGUCAAGCCUCAUUUGCAACAAAAAGAGCCAUCAGUUGAUGAGAGACAGGGGGUAGUAAGGCCCCCAGUGAGUAGGGCCCCACCACAGCCAGAGAAACUUCAGUCAAACAAUGUUGGCAAGAAGAAGAGACCCAUAGAGGACCUUGUGCUGGAGCUUGCUUUUGGCUAUCGAGGCAGAGACUGCAGGAACAAUGUGCACUACUUAAAUGAUGGUGAUGAUAUAAUUUAUCACACUGCCUCUGUUGGAAUUCUGCACAAUGUUGCUACAGGGACUCAGAGUUUUUAUCAGGAACAUAAUGAUGACAUUCUGUGCCUCACUGUAAAUCAGCACCCCAAAUUUAUCAACAUAGUGGCAACUGGCCAAGUAGGUAUGCAGGCAGAUCUGUCAGCUACAGCCCCAUCUGUGCACAUCUGGGAUGCAGUGAACAAGCAGACAUUGUCUAUACUAAGAUGCUCCCAUUCAAAGGGUGUGUGCUCCGUCAGCUUCAGUGCUACUGGGAAGCUGCUGCUGUCUGUGGGGCUGGACCCAGAGCACACCAUUACCAUUUGGAGAUGGCAGGAAGGGGCCAGAAUUGCCAGCAGAGCUGGGCACAACCAACGUAUUUUUGUAGCAGAAUUUCGACCAGAUUCAGAUACCCAGUUUGUCUCUGUGGGUAUAAAGCACGUGAAAUUCUGGACCCUGGCAGGAAGGGCUCUUCUCAGCAAAAAAGGGCUUCUGAGCACACUGGAGGAUGCCCGGAUGCAGACGAUGCUUGCUGUUGCAUUUGGUGCAAAUAACUUGACGUUUACAGGUACCAUCAGUGGUGAUGUCUGUGUGUGGAAAGAUCACAUAUUGUGUAGAGUGGUGGCCAGAGCGCACAAUGGGCCUGUGUUUGCCAUGUAUACCACCCUGCGAGACGGACUGAUCGUGACUGGCGGCAAGGAAAGGCCGUCAAAGGAAGGAGGUGCAGUUAAACUGUGGGACCAGGAACUGAGGCGAUGCCGGGCCUUCAGGCUUGAGACAGGACAAGUCACAGAUUGUGUCCGGUCUGUGUGCAGAGGCAAAGGCAAGAUAUUAGUUGGGACAAGGAAUGCUGAAAUAAUUGAAGUUGGAGAGAAAAAUGCAGCAUGUAACAUUUUAGUUAAUGGUCAUGUGGAUGGGCCAAUAUGGGGACUAGCAACACAUCCUUCCAGGGAUUUUUUCCUUUCUGCUGCAGAAGAUGGGACAGUGAGACUCUGGGAUAUUGCUGAUAAAAAGAUGCUAAACAAAGUAAAUUUGGGACAUGCUGCGCAGACAGUGUGUUAUAGCCCUGAAGGGGACAUGGUGGCUAUUGGAAUGAAAAAUGGAGAAUUUAUUAUAUUACUUGUGAGUUCUCUGAAAAUAUGGGGAAAGAAGAGAGACAGGCGAUGUGCAAUCCAUGACAUCAGAUUUAGUCCAGAUUCCCGGUAUUUGGCAGUGGGUUCUAGUGAGAAUUCAGUGGACUUUUAUGACCUAACAUUGGGUCCCACCCUUAACCGAAUCAGCUACUGCAAAGACAUUCCAAGCUUUGUCAUUCAAAUGGACUUCUCUGCAGAUAGCAGACAUCUCCAGGUUUCUAGUGGCUGCUAUAAACGGCAUGUCUAUGAAGUGCCUUCAGGAAAACACCUUGUAGACCAUGCUGCCAUUGAUAGGAUCACAUGGGCUACCUGGACAAGUAUUCUGGGAGAUGAAGUUAUGGGAAUCUGGUCCAGACAUGCUGAGAAAGCAGAUGUCACCUGUGCCUGUGUAUCUCAUUCAGGAAUCAGCCUUGUGACGGGAGAUGACUUUGGCAUGGUUAAAUUAUACGAUUUUCCAUGCCCAGAAAAAUUUGCAAAGCACAAGAGGUUCUUAGGUCAUUCUCCCCAUGUGACGAAUAUUCGAUUUACCAGUGGUGAUCGACAUGUUGUCAGUGCUGGAGGCGAUGACUGCAGUUUGUUUGUCUGGAAAUGUGUACAUAUGCCUCACUGAACUGCCAGUAUGAUGCUGAGAAGACUGAACAAAUCUCACCUCAAGACCAGUUCCAUGACAAAAAAAAACCAAAACCAAACUCUGCAUGGUCCAGUGGUGCUAACUGAAGACUGACAGGGAGGGAUGCAGAGAACCAUCCACACAGCAGAAGACUGACAGUUCGCAAUGCUUGCUGUAUGUACCAACCCAUAAUCUGUACACUGCCAGAUAAUUACAUUGCAAAUGACUCAAUUACUUGAUAAAAGCCAUCCUCCUCUUAUUGAGGAGUGUGUAAUUUGGCAGACUUGCCCAGGAGAUUUAGGGUACAGCAGUCUUAAAAAAAAAUUGAAAAUUUUCUCAUUUCUAACAUUUCUUCAAUGAAAUAUUUCACCCUUGUACAAGGAAAGGCGUAAGUGACCAUCAUCCUAAAGUGUCAGUUUUAGAAAUGCAAACAUUUUUCUUAGGGGAACUUACACAAGCUUUCCUGGCAAAUGUUUCUUGAACAUUAGUUUAGUGCCCUCUGCAAAGGACACUGCUCCCCAGUCUGCUGAGAAUAGAUCCCCUCAGCAGCAUAUGACGGCUACGUUUUCAUGCUCGAGCUGUCAAUCUUUGUGUUUCGGAGCCAUCUCCAUAAAAUUUUGAAGCAAAAUAUGGCAUUAAUGGGAAAGUGGUAAUAAUGAACAUUCAUUUCCAAGUGUACAGUUUUUUAAGGUUCUGUGAUAGCAAUAGUUCAACGGAAAGAUAAUACUGCAUAUUUAAAGGUAUGAUCUAAUUAAUAAACCUGCUCAUUCUGUAAAAAAAACAUUAAAUUCAUACACGAAUAACACUGGGCAUACAUUUUUAUAGUUUUCUAUUGAAACAAGCUGUUUAACUAGAUGUAUGCCAACCUGUAAGGCUGUUUUCCAAAAUGACUCCAGGAUCAUCUGAAGGAACUCAGUCAGAAUCCUUCCAUUUUAAUGCUGCCAAAGAUUGGGACUUAACUUCCAGGACUCUGCUGUUUAGCCUCGCUAGUUUCUUCAACAUGAGAACUCCAGUAGACUGUCGUGUAAAACUUAUUUUUCUACAUGUGACGACACCGAGGAUGCUCUACUGGUUAUUUUCAUUUUUAUUUUACUGUGUAAAUUAUCUUUGUAGCAUAGAUUCCCUCCCCCAAAGCCUCUGGAAUCCUGUUUGGUUUGCUAUGUUUUCUAUGGCUCAAAAAUUGUGAAUAUUAAAACCAGAAUGAACACACUGCAUCAGAGAACUUUUGUCUAAGCAGUGCUUGGAGCCUGGCAAGUUUUAAAGCUGAAGGCUGAUGAAGAAACUUCAAGGACCUUAAAGCAUAAGCUCUUCCACUGCUCAUGCCAAAUGGUCCAUCUAUAUUAGGCCAAGUUUUUCUAAAUACACUGGUAUUACAUAAAAUGGGAGUCAAUAAAUUAAAGAAUUCAUGUAAAAAGAAAACCACCUUCAAAUUUAAGCAUGGUAUAUAUUAUAGUUCUAAGAUUUCCCCUCUGGACAGCUUGCCAGCUUUUAGUUACAGAAAAAUUUCAGUUCUAUAAAAGUCCAUAAUGUUAAACAAGUAAACCAUAAAGAAAAAACUGCUUCCUUUCUACUUUUGUCCCCCAAAGUGGCAGUCCCUGCUGGAUUAACCACCAACUGUGAAAAGGAUGACGAAUCAUAUACAAUCUGCCCUAUAGUUUUUAAAUCCAGGGAAUUAUGGUGUGUACUUGCACUAUCUGAAUUUACAGCCCAAGACUGCCACCAGUUGUUGUCAUCCCCCUUGUUUCCGAUGUAAAUGCACGCCAAAGCACAUAGCACACUCUGCAUCAUCAUCAACCAUGUCCACUCUUUCUCUGGGUGACUUCUUGUGUGGUUUCAUUUAGAACAAGUAGUCCAGUUAAUUGUUUUAGGGUCAGAGUAAGCCUGUCUAUAAACCACAGUCUUGAACAACAAACCAUUCAAAUGUGGGGCUAUAGCAUGUACUUCAGAUGGUAGAGUGUAUACCUAAAUUUGUAAAGCCCUGGAUUUAAUCCCUAGCACCACAUAUUAAAUGGGGCAUGUCUAUAAUCCCAGGUGUAAGCACAGAAUCAGAAAUUCACAGUCAUUCUUGCCUACAUAGUGCAUUUGAGGAUAGUCUGAAGUAUGUGAGACUCUACCUUAAAAAAAAAAAAAAACCUUUUUAAUUGUGUUUACGGUCACUGUCUACUAAAUAACAGAAAGUAAUUGGGUUGUCACAUGUUCUUUUUUUUUUUUUUUUAUAAAAAGCUAAACCAGUUAAGUCCCUGUCCCCCACUUCUGGUCUUUACUGGACAGUUAUGAGAACACAUCAAUGCACAUUUUUACAAAGUGAUAGUUAGAAAGCAUAGUUCUGGAAAUUCACACAAUUUUCAACAAAAUUUUUCAGCUGAGAUGCAAUGCUAGAAUGAAUGCCUUAAAUUUAAUGGAAUGCACUUACAGAAUGAAGAAUUGCCACCUCACCUGACCCUUUGCAGCAAGCAGCUUUAGGCCCUUGUCUCCUUUGUCCUUUUGCUCUUUCUGAUCUUUACUCUAUGGGAUUAGCAUGGCCAAAGCCAACUUAUGAAAUGGUCGAAUAAUUAGCUUAAUGCUUUUAACUCUCAAUGAAAAGGCAAUGACCACAGCAGUAGAAGGGCUGGCUUCACAGUGUUAAACAAGACUUUUAUAGGCGUGACUUUAUUAUCCAUCCUUUAUGUAACUUAACAGUUUAAAUUUGGUCCUGAAAAUGUUUGAGCUUUUAUUAUCCCCUUUACUAACCACCUCUUACACUUUAAUUUUUAAAACAUCAAGUCUUUGAAAAAUCAGUUGUCUGUUAUUUAAAACAUUUGACACUUCUUGCCUUAACAACUUUCAAAAACCACACACAUAAAACUUCACACAGUGGCCAAGUUUCAUCUUAUUGUGACGUUUACCCAUUUGAUUUCUGUAAUUAUAUAUAGUUCUGCAUUUAAAAUAUACCACUUAAAUCUACAUUUCAAGAAUGAUCUUUAGGUGUAACUAAGUAUAUUUUCUGUGGAGUUAUUUCUGACAAUAUUUUUCAGAACAUUG